Molecule: messenger RNA, 732 nt
Organism: Entamoeba dispar SAW760
Lineage: Eukaryota; Evosea; Mastigamoebida; Endamoebidae
Exons: 1
Coding region: 1-732 (243 amino acids)
Source: RefSeq, a predicted model, not a curated record
AUGGCAAUUUCAUUUUGUGGGAUUGAAGAACAAAAAACAUUACUUAUUGGAAAACAAUUUAUUGAACAUUGUUCAAAAGAAGAAAUUAAAAGUUACAUAAUCUUUAACAUAAACAAUAACUUUGAUAAAUCAGUUAAAUGCACAUUAAUGGAAUCAGUCAAUGCAUUUUGUUUUUACUUUUUGAUUGAAUACCUUUAUUUAAAUUCAAACCAAUUUUAUUCAAUUGACAAUCAAUAUAUUUGUAUUGGAAUGUUCCUUGUAUUGUAUCUCUAUGAAAACUUAUCUUAUUUCUUUACAAUGACUAUAAACUCUAUAGAAUAUUAUUUUAACAUUUCACAAUUAAUUAAUAUCCAUCCUUCUCAACUCUCUUAUUUUAAAAAUUCAAUCCUUCAUCUUCUUCAAUCACUUUAUUUCUAUGGUGAUGAAUUGAAAAAACUUCACCACUUAGAAAAACAAGAAAGGUUAAUUGAACAAACAAGAGAAUUAAAAUAUAUGAAUCCUUUAUACAGAGAAGGAGAUGACGAUGAUGAAGGUCAUGACGAUGAUUGUGAAUGUGAACAAUGUGAAUUUAAACGAAGAAUAGUAGUACAACGUCAAUUACUUCCCAAGAAAGAUAAAGUAAGUAUUGAAGAUUUGUAUAAUGAUAUUUUGUCUCUGAUUGAAAGCUCUCCUAACCCUUCCUUAUUUCACCUUUUAUCUACUCUUCAUCUAAAUGAAAAAAAAUUAAUUUAA